GGCCGGGGCUGCCCUGGCCCGGAGUCCCGCCUGCGGAGCCGGCGCGGCCAUGGCCAAGGCCAAGAUGCCCAGUUCCGCCCGCGCCCCGAGCGCCCACGCCGCUGCCAAGGCCGCGCGUGUCGGGAACUCCACGCAGAAGAGAGGCAAGAAGAGCAGACCGGCGAAGGGAGCGGGCGGGAGGCCGGCGGGCGGCUCCGGGGCUGCGGCCGUGCGGCCUCCCACGACCCCGGAGGACUUUUCCCAGAACUGGAAGGCGCUGCAGGAGCUGCUGAGACAGAAGCUGCAGGCCCCAGAAAAGCCUCUUGUUCCCCAAGUGAGGGACAAAAAGCAGCCCGACCUGACCCAGCGAGGCAGAGCCAGGGGAGACGGGACGCCAGUGGAGGACAGGCCCACGGUCACCCGGAACUCUGUCCCCUCAGGCCCCGGGAGGCACCAGAAGGGGCCACUGCCCCCCACGGGGCCCCGGCGGGCCAGCAGGACGGGUGGGGACGUUUCUGCGCAACGCAAGGACGCGAGAGACCGGAAGCAGAAAGCUGAGGCGGCGGCCCCGGUCCCGCCCACAGAGGAAGACAUCUGGUUCGACGACGUUGACCCGGAGGACAUCGAAGCCGCCAUGGGCCCUGAGGCAGCCCGGAUAGCAAGAAGCCGACUGGGGCUGAAGGAGAGCAGUGUGAGCCUGGUUAAAGAGCAGGCCUUCGGCGGGCUGACGAGAGCCCUGGCCCUGGACUGUGAGAUGGUGGGAGUGGGCCCCCAAGGCGAGGAGAGCGUCGCCGCCCGCGUGUCCAUCGUCAACCGCUAUGGCAAGUGCGUGUAUGACAAGUUCAUCAAGCCUGCUGAGCCGGUGACCGACUACAGGACGGAAGUCAGUGGCGUGCGGCCCGAGGACCUCAGAAAUGGCGAGGAGCUGGGGGUUGUGCAAAAGGAGGUGGCUGCGAUGCUGCAGGGCAGGAUCCUGGUCGGGCAUGCGCUGCACAACGACCUGAAGGUACUGUUCCUUGACCACCCAAAAAAGAAGAUCCGAGACACACAGAAGUACAAGCCCUUCAAGAGGCAAGUGAAGAGCCUGCGGCCCUCCCUGAAGUUGUUGGCGGAAAGGAUCCUGGGGCUCCGGGUCCAGCAGGCAGAGCACUGUUCGAUUCAGGACGCUCAGGCAGCCAUGAGGCUGUACGUCUCGGUGAGGAAGGAAUGGGAGAGCCAUGCCAGAGAACGGGGCGCACGGGGGUACACCCCUGGGAAGUGCAGCAAUGACACCUAACGCUGUGGGCACCCUGCCUCACGUGGUGGGGCCAGGGCGUUGCUGGGCACGGCCCUCCUCAAAGAGGCGCCUCUGCCAGGAGAUGAAAUGUGAGGGAACUGACUGGAGACUUCAGUUAAACCUGAGAUGGAGCUGGCCAGCUGUGGGGUGGACUGGCUGCGGACAUGAGAGGCACUCAGAGGGCUCACCCUUCCUGCUGCUGGCACUGUGGCCAGUGCUGCUCGCGCUGACGACAUGCUGACUUUGGCCCGUGGGCAGCUGUAUCAUUGCAAAUAAAGCCAGAGGUUUGGAGCCAGCAGAGGAGUCCUCACCCCAGCACAGAAAGCUCUGGAAGGGCCUCCAAGGCCAGAAUGCUGCCCCCUGGUCUGGUCACAUGAAGUCGCCGCCAGUGGACACUGCCCAUGUCCAGAGAUGACCAGCCGUGGAGGAGCAGACCGUGGGAUUUAUUCGUCACCAGAAGAUGGCACACAGGGCCCUAGGUGGCCCUGAACCCCACCACCAUGCCCACACCCAGGAAAGGGCCAGCUCUGACUGUGCCAAGGCUCGGAGGAAGGGCUGGCCCUCAGGGCUGAGGGAGAAGGCACCCAGGGAGGUUGGGGGUCUGGGGCGCAGCGGGGAGCUCUGCUUUGUCGGGGCUGGGCAGUGCAGAAGCCUCCAGCCUGCUGAGGACUGCAUUGGCGUAGGAGACCAGCUCCUGCAGAUGAAGGGUGGGUUGCUGGUUCUCAGGGCUGGGGUCCCUCAGCCCCCCUGGGGGCUCCCUGUCGGCCGCCACUCACCAGGCUGGAUGAGAAGCGCCCCCGGACCUCGUGCACCAGCUCCUGGAUGCCCGUGGACACCAGCUCCGGCAGGAUCUCCUCUGGGGGCGGGGGCUUUGAGACCAGGCCAUGCCCACACCCCUCGCCAGGCUCACCCAGGGGCCCCGGGGGAGGGUCUCACUGUAGCGGGCCAGGCAUGCCAGGAGCAUGCACACGUUCUCCACCACCUCGGGGUCGUCCCUGUGCAGCUGGUAGAUGUCUUUGAGCAGCAUGAGGCCGCUGCGGUCCUCCUCUACCACCGCCACCCGGAAGGCCGCCAGCUCUGCAGGGGAGGGUUCCUGUCCUGGGACUGCUGCUCGUGCGGGGCAGCAGGGGACCUGGCUCCUGGAGGGUCCUCCCGGGUGUGGCCUGCUAAAGGUCCCCAUUCCCACACUGAGGCGUGUCCCAGCCCCCUCUUCCAGGAGUUGGAGGCGUGUGCUGAGAGCACUGGCACCCAGCAGGAGAGGAGCCAGGGCCCCCUUUGCUCCAAUUCUGCUGCUGCUGCCCUCUGACUCCAGCCUGGGACCAAGGUGUCCCUCUUGAGUGGGCAACCCUGCGUGUGAGUUACUGUCUGGCCAAGCCAGCCUCACCU
This is a messenger RNA of Ochotona curzoniae (black-lipped pika), 2641 nucleotides long. It is a transcript of the gene REXO4, whose product is annotated as REX4 homolog, 3'-5' exonuclease. Gene Ontology annotation, molecular function: 3'-5' exonuclease activity; nucleic acid binding. Bases 50 to 1255 code for a protein of 401 amino acids. The record is from RefSeq and is a predicted model, not a curated record. The transcript has 8 exons. Lineage: Eukaryota; Metazoa; Chordata; Mammalia; Lagomorpha; Ochotonidae. Gene Ontology annotation, biological process: rRNA processing; DNA catabolic process. Gene Ontology annotation, cellular component: nucleus.